AGGACCUCAGCCAGGCGAACUACGCUGCGUGACAAGGGCGCAGUGGAGGGAGGAGAGGGAUGCCGCGGGCUGGCCUACGCGCCUGGAAAGCGGCGGCUCACUGCGUUCUUCCCGCUGCAGCUAUGGGCGCAGCCCGGGUUGAGGACACCUCGGGCUCGUGGCUGGUGUCGCGUGGUCUUCAGAACCCGACACCGGUCGCUCUCUUUGGUCGGCUUCCCCAGCCGCCCAGGAGCUCCUGACGCCGCUCACCCCGCCCACAGCCCGCCGGCUGGAGGCGCGGUCCCAACCCUGGACGGCAGAAGCCAAUCAGAAGCAGUAGUGGGCGAAGGAACCCGCCGGCCUCUCCUUCCUCCGGAAAGAGGAAGCGGAAGUGACGCUAGGGACAGGUGGGGGCAAUCAUGGUGCCGCUGGGGAGGGGAGAAGCUGCCGCUGCCGCCGUUGCCGGGAGCCGCGGAGAAAGGCCAUUACCAUUCUGUUUCUCACAACUGGGCUGAGCACAACUGAACCAUGGGGGAACACAGUCCAGACGACAAUAUCAUCUUCUUUAAGGGAGAGGAAGAUGACCUAACCCCGGAUGACAAGAUGCUCAGGUUUGUGGAUGACAGCGGACUGGUGCCUUCCUCAUCUGGAACUGUUUAUGACAGGACCACUGUUCUCAUAGAGCAGGACCCUGGCACCUUGGAGGAUGACGAUGACGACGGACAGUGCGGAGAACACUUGCCUUUUCUUGUGGAAGGUGAAGAGGGCUUCCUAAUAGACCAGGAAGCAAUGUCCCAGGGUUAUGUCCAGCACAUUAUCUCACCCGACCAGAUUCAUUUGACUAUAAACCCCGGUUCCACGCCCAUGCCAAGAAACAUCGAAGGUGCGACCCUUACUCUGCAGUCGGAAUGUCCAGAAACGAAACGCAAAGAAGUCAAGCGGUACCAGUGCACCUUUGAGGGAUGCCCCCGCACCUAUAGCACAGCAGGCAACCUGCGCACCCACCAGAAGACUCACCGCGGAGAGUACACCUUCGUCUGUAACCAGGAGGGCUGCGGCAAGGCCUUCCUCACCUCCUACAGCCUCAGGAUCCACGUGCGAGUGCACACGAAGGAGAAGCCAUUUGAGUGUGACGUGCAGGGCUGUGAGAAGGCAUUCAACACACUGUACAGGUUGAAAGCACAUCAGAGGCUUCACACAGGGAAAACGUUUAACUGUGAAUCUCAAGGCUGCAGCAAGUACUUUACCACACUCAGUGAUCUGCGGAAGCACAUUCGAACCCACACAGGAGAAAAGCCAUUUCGGUGUGAUCACGAUGGCUGUGGAAAAGCCUUUGCAGCAAGCCACCACCUUAAGACUCACGUCCGUACGCACACUGGCGAAAGACCCUUCUUCUGCCCCAGUAACGGCUGCGAGAAGACCUUUAGCACUCAGUACAGUCUCAAAAGUCACAUGAAAGGUCACGAUAACAAAGGAACCGUGUACAGUGCACUUCCACAACACAAUGGAUCAGAGGAUACAAAUCACUCACUUUAUCUGAGUGAGCUGGGCCUUCUGUCCACGGAUUCUGAACUGCAAGAAAAUUCCAGUGCAACACAGGACCAGGACCUCAGCACAAUUUCACCAGCAAUCAUCUUUGAAUCAAUGUUCCAGAACUCAGAUGACCCUGCAGUUCAGGAUGACCCUCUGCAGACAGCUGCCUUGAUCGAGAGUUUUAAUGGUGACGCAGAGUCAGUCAGUGACGUCCCACCGCCUGCAGGAAACUCAGCGUCUUUAUCUCUUCCACUUGUACUGCAGCCUGGCAUCUCUGAGCCACCCCAGCCUUUGCUGCCAGCCUCAGCUCCGUCCGCUCCUCCACCUGCUCCCUCCCUAGGACCUGGUUCCCAGCCGGCUGCAUUUGGCAGCCCCCCUGCUCUCUUGCAACCUCCAGAAGUGCCUGUUCCCCACAGCACACAGUUUGCUGCUCAUCAUCAAGAGUUUCUUCCGCACCCCCAGGCCCCACCCCAGACCAUCGCACCAGGACUUUCUGUAGUUGCUGGGGCACCCGCAGCAGCGGCAGCAGUGGCAGCAGCUGUGCCAGCACCAGCCCCACCACAAAGUACUACUGAGCCCCUGCCUGCUAUGGUCCGGACUCUGCCCCUGGGUGCCAACUCUGUCCUAACUAAUAAUCCUACCAUAACCAUCACCCCAACUCCUAACACGGCAAUCCUGCAGUCCAGCCUAGUCAUGGGAGAACAGAACUUACAGUGGAUAUUGAAUGGUGCCACCAGUUCACCACAAAACCAAGAACAGAUUCAGCAAGCAUCGAAAGUCGAGCAGGUGUAUUUCACCACUGCAGUGCCAGUAGCCAGUAGCACAGGGAGCUCUGUCCAGCAGAUCGGUCUCAGUGUUCCUGUGAUCAUCAUCAAGCAAGAGGAGGCCUGUCAGUGUCAGUGUGCCUGCAGGGACUCUGCCAAGGAGCGGGCAGCCGGCCGGAGAAAGGGCUGUUCUUCCCCACCCCCUCCAGAGCUGAGCCCCCAGCCUCCUGAUGGGCCCACCCUGCAGCUGCCACCCUAGACUUCUCCCUCACCCUUGCCCCCCUCAUCCUCCUCUACUGGACCCUCCUCCUGUGAGCAAAGCAGACAGGCUGAGGCUCCUCAGACCCUCCGAAAUGUUAAGUGCCAUGGAUGUGUCAGAGUUCCUGUCCCUCACAGCCUGGACGCCCCGUCCAAUCCAGUUCCGAGUGAAGCAGUCCUGCAGGGUGGAGGAGACGGCCUGGCCAGCAGCCUCUCGGGGGACGGGCCUGUGCGCGCCCCUUCAGGAACAGGGUGAGCAGGAAGUAGCGAGUGUGAUGCUGCCAUCAUGGGGUCAGAAAUUGGAAGGAUGAAGAAAUCUGCCAUCUGAAAGCCUCACCUUUCAGACAUAUUUUCUUUACUCAUAUCCCAGGAACAUCCAUUUUAAGGAACUGAUCUUUGGAGGAAAACAAAAACAAAAAAAAAAAAAAAGAAAAAGAAAAAAAAGCUAAGUUAUAAGUGGACUGUCUGGCUGCACUGUGUGUCACUUUUGCUUAUUGUUCUGUGAACUUGGAAACUAAGGUUACGUGUGCAUAAAAGUUGUAAAUGAACGGGUGUGGUUUCCAUCAAUUUGGUGCUGCCCAUCAUUGCACUGGGGUCCUUGUGGAUGGGCAGGAAGUGCAGUGUGCUGCGUGUUGCUCCUCCCUCUCUGUCUUUUUGAAUCUGAGGUGACGUCUCUCUGGAGGGCCAGACCACUGUUCUGUGGAAGUGGGCAGUGGCAAGGGCAGGUGAGAGUUGUGAGCUAGACAGGGUGAGAUUGUUGUGUUGUUGGCUCUUUGUUUCUGUGGAGCUUGGAGUAGAUGCAGAGGGGCCUGUCCUGUAUCCUGCUCAAUCCAAGCGAGCAGCAUCAGGCCCCUGGCUAUGGUGAUGAGGUGGUUCUGCAGGGCCCUGAGGCAAUUUGACAGCUCUGUUGAUCCUGGCUAGAGCUGGCUCUAGCAAAGCCAAGUCCUUGCCUUCUGGGCUCUUCCCAUUUCUCCAUGCUUGUCAGGGCUAGAAGUUUGGACUGCAUCGCUCCUAAGGAAGUGCCCCAUUUUAUUCAUAGUGAACGCAGGGCUGAUGGCCAGUGGCCGCCAGAGUCUGCACGCCGCCUCAGAGCAGGAGGGCCACUUCUCCCAAGAAGGUACAGAGCUAAGGGGGUUGGAUGAAGUAGCAGGUGGUACCCAGGUCUAGCCAGGCUUUUGUUUAUCCCCUCCCAUCUCCAUCCUCACAUCUCUAGAUUUUGCAUAUAGCCUCGCACAGUGCAAACAAGGAUGUGAUUUCUAAACAAAAAGGAAUAAAAAUGAAAACGAUGAUCUUCUACUCAGGGUAAAACAAAAAUUCCCCUUCCACCAAAAAGCCUGAAGCUUGCAGUCAAGUUACCUCAUUUGGAAUGUUUCAUUAAGUUGUGUUUUAGGAUUUUUUUUAUUAGUGUAUAGAAUUGUGUCCAUCUACCUGCCUUUGGCUCCAGGUUACUGCCUCUUCAAAUAUAGUACAAUCCAUAGGAAAACGGGAACGUCUGUCCUUCAGCUUGGAAAGCUCAGUGGCCGGGCCAGGGUCUGGAGGAGGUCUCAGCCUCCUUCCCGGAGCAAGGUCCGGGGCUCAGACAAGAUGAGAGCUGUGUAGGUUGCCCUCCUGCAGCCCGUCAGGAUGGUGUCCUUUCAGAAGGCCCUUGUCUAGAGGCAAGAUAUUUCGGGACAACUGACCAAGAGAGUCAUGGCAGCGGUAAUGGGAAGGAGUGGGUUGCAGCCAACCAGGAAGCUUUGAGUCAGGCCCUUGAUGUUUCUUUCUGACUUCUGAGGAGAGCGGUGAGUGGGACGCCAUGGGGUUCUUUCUGGUUCGCUGGGAGCUGACAUAGGAAAGGAGCCCAGGGAGGAUGUGUGGAAGGUUGUAAUGGUUUAAAUAUGGCUUCUUGGUUAGCUCAAGCUGUGCACUUAAUGGUCCCUUCCUGGGUCACUGGCUUUUCGUUCUCCACAGUUGCAGGUAUGGAAGAAACAUUUAAGCAGUGUUAAGGCUGACAUGUUUCCAGCUGCAAGCGUUAAGUAUUUGUCUUUGUGGGUGGCUGUAGAACAUAAGAGACUCUCAGCUCCAAAUAGCUUUUGGAAAUUGAGGAAUGUGCUUAAAAACCAGUAGUUGUGCAGGGCCAGGUGUAUUCCGUGGGCUAGCCAGCCUUCCCUGCCGGGUCGUGCCAGCUCUCCUCCCAGCCUCCUCCCAGCAGCCCAGCCUCUAAUGCCAAGAACCCCGGCUAAACUAGAGCCAGAAAGCCCCUUCCUGGAGAGUGGUUUCUCAGGGGAAUGAACUUAGGGUAAGGUAAGGCUAAACAGAGUGGAUUCUGGCAGGUGGAUGUAAGCCUUUUCUUCCUCCCAUGGCAGCCUUCACCGUUGUCACCCUGUAGAGCACACCUGGGCCACCACUAGCAUCUCCGGCUUAGCCCCUUCCAAGACACUAGUCCACAGCAAGGGUGGAGAGUGGACCUGGUGGAUUUAAGAGGUAGUCAAGUAAUCUUGUUCCCGCCAAACUGCCUUAUAAAUGUGGUCCUUCCCAGACAGGUGGGCAAGGCUGAGCGAAGGUGGCUCAGUCUCCUUGACAGGGUCUGGCCCACCUUCUGGGGCAGCACUAGUUUGGUGACUGAAGUCGUGCCAUUUAUUGGCUUACUCCAGUUCAGAAGAUCAUUGGUACAGCUAAGGAGAGGCCUUGAGAUGUGGGGACCUCUCUAGAUAGAAGGCAAGGGGUCUUCCCUUCGCUUCCAGAGAGUCAAUACGUAGGAAAAAGGUGGUUUUCCAAGUCAGGGCAGUAGACUGACGGGGUAAUGGAGGUAGAUGAGGUUUUCCUGAGGCUUUGUAUGAUGCUGAAUGUGUCCAGAGGGACAAAUUUGCAGAACCUCAUAUUGGUAUAUUAAAGAAAUAAUAAAAUAAAAAGCACUUUAGGUUACUUUAUCUUUAACCCAAUUGCUGCAAUUUCUGUUGUGUAUGUGUGUGUGCAUAUAUAUACAUAUAUACAUAUACAUAUAUGUAUAUGUAUAUAUGUAUAUAUAUGCACUUUCCACCAAGUUUUUUUUGCUCAUAAUAAAAAGUUGAGGUGUGAAAAGAAAAGCACUUACUUCGGUGCAAUAUAUGCGUAGCUUGACAGUUGUUAUCCCUUGUGGCCCUGGCCCAGCCUGUUUUUCCGUCAGCCCUGUGCUGAAGCUGUCCAUAGGGAAACACUUCUGCAUCUCAGCAGCUGCUCAAUCUAUGCAAGCCUUCCCUGUGAGUCCCGGGCGCCCCCCUCAGGCCCUCCGCGGAACUGCUGCAGCUGUUUUCUUCUUACUGUUGAGCCCCCUUUCUACCACUUCUUGGUCCCCCUGCUGUCCUUCUCCUCUUCACCAUGACAAAAUGAUUCCGGGAAGGGACAGGUUGUUCCCAGGUAAUGACCCGGCACCUUCUAGACUUUCAUAUCUGUAAUCACAUCCAUUGAAGGUAAUGGCUUCUCCAGUGUCACUGAAACUAUUGAUUGUGGAACUGCACCGCUAUUGCUCGUUUACAGCUUUUUUUUUCUCCACACCCCCAAUCAGAAAUAUGUUGGAGAAAGGAAUGGACAAUACAAGCCAUUUCUGUACUGUCCUCUGCACUACCUGAGUUGGCUCAAAGCAGACUGCGGGCUUUGUCAUAAAGCCGCUAAUAGUCUCCCUCACGGGCUCCCACCUCAUCUGAAAUUCCCAGCUGAAGACGAGAGGCAUUUUAAAAACCCUUCAGCCAGAGCAAGCUUUCCAUGCAGUCUGCAAGCAGUUCUGCUGUGACACAGCUGGGGAAUCGUCCAUCUCCUAUUUGGGGUGGAAGGCGUUCAAUCACAAAGCCAGAUAAUACAUAUUUCUGAUUGGUCAAUCUGUUUGGCCUGUUUCUGGAAUAUUCUUGGGGCAAAGACAAAAGGGUCUUGUUUCUUAUGCCCCUGCCCUUGGGGGGUUGAUCAUUAGCCUGGGCAUUUCUCACUGGUGCUCCUGGUGGCGAGAGGGCUUCUCGGUCUGCACUGAAAACGCGAGUUAUUGCAUCUGUCAAGGGAUAUUAUUAUAGUACAAGUGGGGUUUAAAAACCAUGCAUUGUUCCUUUGGUGGUGGCCUACUGGGCCAAAAAUAAGUGAUAAUGUCACGUCACUUUCUCAACAAUGCAGUUUCUACUUUUUUUACAGGAAAUUUUUUCGUAAAACUUUUUUCCACCAAAACCUAGGGUGUUUUUGCAAUAUCCUCAUUGCCCUCGUGGUGCCAAGUCAGAGGCUCGUCUGUCCUGGCCUCGUGUGUUCUCAGGCCUCCCAAGGGCUGUUAGAUUCAACAGUCUGCAUCUUUUGUUGUGCUUUGGAGAAAAUGUCACUGAGGUUGGAGUUCCAGGCAACUAUUCCCUUUUCCUGUGAACUUAACCCUAGUUCCAGUUUGGGGAAGGUGGCUGGAAACAGGCUUUUCUGGCUCAUACCUAGCCCGAAAAGGCCACAAAUUCUCUUUUCUAACACACACUAAAUCAUUGGCCAGUGGUCUUGGUGACAAGUUUUUAAGUCCCAAAUAGUUUUAUUUGGAUUAUGUAAAAGUAUCAAAUUUAUUUUAAAUGUAAAACAUGGGAACAAUGGACUUCCACUGAGCGAUAUGAAAACGUUACAGGUUCAGUACUUCCAAAGGAAGAAACUUCCAAACCCAAAAAAGAAAUACGAAUUUGUAUUUUUGAAGAAUGUGAAAUAAUGGUGUUUGCUUAAUUGCUCAUUUUGUAUAAACUUAAUAUUGUACUUUAAAAUAUCUGCUAUGAAGUGAAAAUUUAACUUUUUGGAACUGAAAAAGCAAUAUUAAAUACUAAUGAAAUCUUAAUUAAAUGCUUAUUUAAAUCUGGUA
This is a messenger RNA of Arvicola amphibius (Eurasian water vole), 7353 nucleotides long. It is a transcript of the gene Mtf1, whose product is annotated as metal regulatory transcription factor 1. Gene Ontology annotation, molecular function: DNA-binding transcription activator activity, RNA polymerase II-specific; RNA polymerase II cis-regulatory region sequence-specific DNA binding. Gene Ontology annotation, biological process: positive regulation of transcription by RNA polymerase II; central nervous system development. Gene Ontology annotation, cellular component: nucleus. The transcript has 11 exons. The coding region runs from base 508 to 2535 and encodes 675 amino acids. NCBI's taxonomy places the organism in Eukaryota, Metazoa, Chordata, Mammalia, Rodentia, Cricetidae. The record is from RefSeq and is a predicted model, not a curated record.